Megachile rotundata (alfalfa leafcutting bee) is the source of this 857-nucleotide messenger RNA. RefSeq names its product Gamma-interferon-inducible lysosomal thiol reductase 1 (gene GILT1). Gene Ontology annotation, molecular function: oxidoreductase activity, acting on a sulfur group of donors, disulfide as acceptor. NCBI's taxonomy places the organism in Eukaryota, Metazoa, Arthropoda, Insecta, Hymenoptera, Megachilidae. The record is from RefSeq and is a predicted model, not a curated record.
UUAAAGAGGUGGCCAGUUUAUCAACCGACCAGAGAGACCAUGAGGUACUACCUGUUCACCUCGAGCUCUACGCUCGCCGUUUUCUUCGUGUUCCACACCGCCUUGGUGGCUGGUGCUGGACUAUCAAACAACGUGGUAAAUGUAGGAGUAUACUAUGAAUCACUAUGUCCUGACAGCAUACGAUUCAUCAAGAAUGGAUUGGUACCAACCUACAACGCCCUGGGCAGCAACUUGGAUGUUACGUUGGUUCCUUAUGGAAAAGCUUCGCACAAGUUAAAUGCCGGAGAGUGGCAAUUCAAUUGUCAGCACGGUCCAGAAGAAUGCCAAGGGAACAUGGCCCAAGCUUGUGGUCUGCACGCGAUCCAAAACAAGGAACCAGCUGAAAAAGUUCAGCAGUUGAGUGUGGCUCUUGUCGGUUGUGUAAUGUCAUCAAGACAUCCAGCGUCGUCCGUGCCGCAGUGUGCCGAGAGUGUGGGACUGAACGAGCAGGCAAAGGCCAGCAUCGAGCAGUGCCUUAAUGGCCCAUUGUCCAAAGAGUUGUUGGCUGCAAACGGCGAUAAAACUGAUGCCUUGAACCCUCGUCUCUCUUUCGUUCCAACGAUCACCAUCAACGGAGUUACCUCGCAAGAAAUCCAGAACAAAGCGUUGAGUAACUUCCAGAAAUUAAUUUGUGACACGUUACCAGCUAACUCCAAUUCCAAAUGCGCUUAAGAAUUGAAUCACGAUAUUUUGUUUAGAUGUAAAAUAAAAAUUUCAAGAACACUGCCACGAGUGGAUGUCAAAAGUGUUUCAUAUAACUUGUAAUAUACGAAUUUUGAUAAACAAUAAAAAAAAAUGGACAUUGAGAAUAAAGAGAA